Acyrthosiphon pisum (pea aphid) is the source of this 1890-nucleotide messenger RNA. RefSeq names its product eEF1A lysine and N-terminal methyltransferase-like. The transcript has 2 exons. The coding region runs from base 1 to 1890 and encodes 629 amino acids. Lineage: Eukaryota; Metazoa; Arthropoda; Insecta; Hemiptera; Aphididae. The record is from RefSeq and is a predicted model, not a curated record.
AUGAAUUUGGUGCCCGAGAAAAACAGCGACUUCAGUAAAACGGAGUAUUGGGACUCUUUUUUUACAAAACGUAAAGCUACUUUCGAGUGGUAUGGUAAUUAUGAAAAUUUAAAACGUUUACUCACCAGAUACAUUAGUGCUAAAGAUGAUAUAUUAAUGUCAGGAUGUGGAAAUUCUGAUCUUAGUAUAAACUUGUACUCUGAUGGAUUCACCAACAUGACUUGUGUGGAUAAUAGUGAAGUUGUAAUUGCCAAUAUGAAUAAUAAACAUAAAAAUAAAUACCCAGGUCUAGUUUAUGAAAUUGAGGAUAUAUUGAAUACCAAAUAUGCCAAUGAAAAGUUUAGUGCCAUUAUUGACAAAGGAACCCUGGAUGCUUUGAUGCCGGAUGGUGAAGUGGAGUCUCUUACACGUGCAAUGAAGAUUGAAAAUGGUUGGAUAAUUCGUGUUUGCCAAUGUACAGAAGUUGAAGACUCACCAGAUUUCAAUGGCCAACCUGUAUUUAUGGUAGUCUGCAUUAAAGUAAAUAAAAUACCCGGAACUAAUCCAGUUCUUGAGUGGAAUCCAGAUGGACUUACAAAUGAAAGAUUAGAUUCCAUAAAUUAUCUAUUAGAAAUAGUUAUUGAUACUCAGAAAUCUGUUUCAAUGUGUUUUGAUCUCACUAAAUGUCGAAUGGAAGACAUGUCAAAUAAUUAUCGAUUUGAAAUUAAUUGUUCCCAAACAAAAAAACCUCGAUACACAAUUAUGAUUGUUGAAUCUCGUACUCAAAAAAAUCCAAAUAAAAUGACUUUUGCUGCAUUUAUUGUUCCUCGAGGUCGAGAACAUGAGUGGUUAUUUAGCAGCAAAGAAGGGCAAGAUACACUCCGACAAAAUUGUAAUGUAGAUCGUUUAGCUAUUAUAAGUAUGCAUAGAGGACAGAUCUAUAAGAAUUUAAAACAAGUACAGGGAGAACUAUCAAGACUUAUGUUGAAAAUAGCACCACAAGGUGUCAUAAGACGUGGUGCAACCAUAUUAUUUUUAUCAUUAGAACAACUUGGUGACAGAAAAAUCAUUAUGGAAAGUAAAAAUGAACACUCUGGAAAUUUUGUAAUAGAGGAAGUAAUUGGGCAAAAAGGUGAAACUUAUAGACGUUUAGUAUUCCUUAACAUGCCUCAUAUCAUUCAAUCCGAAGCAAAAUUACUGACUGAAAAUGGAGAGAUCAAAAUUGAUUAUUCCCAUUUCCUCAGCGAUUACAUACCAUAUUUGGGCCUCGGUGUGGGCAUUUUAGCAAAUCAAUUAAAUAAAGAAUUUAAAAUCCUUUUAAUUGGUUUGGGUGGUGGUGUACUUACUAAUUUAUUGUUAAAUGCUUAUAAAAAUGUAAAUAUUGUAGCUGUAGAAAUAGAUCCAGUCAUAUACAAAAUAGCCAAAGAAGCUUUUGGACUGUUAGAGGACAGCAGAUUAGAAGUAAAUGUUUGCGAUGGUCUCGAGUAUAUAUGCAAUGCUGUCAAAAAUAAUGAUAAAUAUGAUGCAGUAGUAUACGAUGUUGAUGCUAAAGAUCCUACAUUGGGUUUAAGUGGACCACCAAAAGCUUUUUUGAGACAAGAUAUGUUGAAUAACAUAAAAAGUUUAAUCGGAAAAGACGGUUUAUUUUUAUUGAACUUUGUCUGUCGUGCAUCUGAUGUUAAAACUGAAAUUUUAAAUGUUUUGAAGACUAAUUUCAAACAACUAACAUUAUUAAAAAUUGCUGAAGAUAUUUGUAGAGUGCUGUUAGCAGGAAAUAGUGAUAAAGCAUUUGAUGCAUACCUUUUGGAACAAACUGCUGUAUACAUGAACCAAUGCACCAAAAGUAACCCACUCAUUGCUUGUGAUAUCAUUGAUAUUUCUGCUUUGAAGGAAAAUAUUGAAGAUAUUUAA